UCCCUGAUUCUAAAGACGGAAAAACAAAUAUGUCAAACAAGGAACAACAAAUUGGAGGUUUGGACGGAUUUAUUCUGGUUACUGCUUCGAAAAAAAAACGACGAACUACACAAAAUUUCAAGUGUCCUUUCAAUAUUCAUCUUAAAAACCACGAAUCAAAAAAACCAUCAGAGGAAAGCUGUGACUUGGGUAUUACUGCAUUUCUUCAAAACUUUAAAAAGAUCGAGGAGAAUCUAAUAGCAUCCGAUUUCUUCAAGGAAAUUGUCAAUCUUAUAGAGCCUUUGUUGAACCAAGCAAAAAUUGAAGCAAUAAUUUGUCUAGGACUCGGUAAAUUAUCUGAGUGUUUAAUUUCCUGUUAUCAGCUUGCUUUAAUUCGUUGUUUAAAAGGAAAACUUAAAGAUUUUAGCGGAAAAAUUCAGUUUUUCGAUCCAAUUUUUACGUAUAAAGAUAUUGAAAUUCUCCAACUAUUAGACACGGCUGUUUUAUCAGAAAACCUCGAGGGAAAAUAUCUAGCUGACCAAAAAACGCUAUUUUACCUUCCACAUUGUCCCAAACAAAUCAGUAAUAAUUUGCUUUGGAGGAACUGGCAGCCAGAAUUGUUGAAAAACGUUUAUCUCAUUUGCAACAGCUUUGAAAAUAUCAUUCUCGGUAAUCCUGAAAGAGUAUUGAACGACAACGCCACCUAUAUUCUGAAAGCAGAGAAGUUUUGUAAAGAAAUAAAGUUUUUGAAUAACUUUAGAUAUACAGAUAUUUUCAACGACUUUUCAUUGCACUAUUUCGAUACUUCUACGUUUUUCACUGAUCCCGGGCUUUCUGUAGAACCAGAAUAUAAGAUUGCAGACCUUGAGUUAAUCACCAGAAAAAUCCAAACUAACUUAAAACUGAAAAAUGGCUACAACUAGUAAAGCUAGUGUUAUUUUGAAAAAUCUUCUAUCUGAAUUAAAAGCAAUUACACCAGAAACAAUUAAUUAUAAGGAUACCCUGGCAGCCAAAUAUGUGAUUUCACAAUUUAGAAAAUUCGAAACAACUGAACAGCAGCAUUGCAGAGCUAAGGAGGAAAUGCAGUUCAAUGCAAAAACUUACCUUUGCUAUUUACAGAGCAUUCGAAAGCUUAAAGCGAUCAAUACAGCGUACAGUGGUCGAGGAGAACGGAGCAUUCGCGAAACUGCUGACAUGGUAGGUUUUAAGCUUCCACAUGAUCCCAAGUAAAAAGGAUUGUUCACUCUUAAAGAAUGUUUCAAAUAAAAUUAUGUAUUCAAAAAUCUA
Messenger RNA from Wyeomyia smithii (pitcher-plant mosquito), 1266 nucleotides. Its product is annotated as SRR1-like protein. The coding region runs from base 30 to 902 and encodes 290 amino acids. The transcript is spliced from 2 exons. The record is from RefSeq and is a predicted model, not a curated record. Gene Ontology annotation, cellular component: nucleus; cytoplasm. NCBI's taxonomy places the organism in Eukaryota, Metazoa, Arthropoda, Insecta, Diptera, Culicidae. Gene Ontology annotation, biological process: microtubule-based process.